Molecule: messenger RNA, 633 nt
Organism: Mycosarcoma maydis (corn smut)
Lineage: Eukaryota; Fungi; Basidiomycota; Ustilaginomycetes; Ustilaginales
Exons: 1
Coding region: 1-633 (210 amino acids)
Source: RefSeq, a predicted model, not a curated record
AUGCCCUUCGUCGAAGCAGCCAAAGACAUGAUCGGAGCAGCUGCCGCAGAUGCAAACACGCACGAAGAUGCUCCCAAUACAAUCAUUUCGCUUUCAUGGGCGUUUCUGAUCAUCCCGUGCAUAUUUCUUGUCGUCGUUUUUGCGUGGAUCAUGUACCAUUUCAGCGAACCUUCGGAGUUUGCGCCGACGAACGGUCUCGGUCAUGCCGAGCACGAUGCAGACGACCACGAUGAUCAGAGCAACGACGAAAAGCAGCAGCUGCUCGACGCUUUCAAAGAAUCACAGUCCCACUCUACGCAUAGCAUCACAGAAACGGAGGCCUCGAGCUCGUCUUGGAAGAUCAACAGCAAGUUCAGCACAACUUCCAGAGGCGGCUCGGUCUACUCCUCCUAUCCGGAUUCUAAUGGCAUCUACACGCAUACCUCCGAGGGCUUCAUUUCACCAUCAAAGUCAAACCAAUCCGGCCUUAAUCUAGACGCCAAACCCAACAGACCCGUCGGAAGCAAAGCCGCGAAGGUGCUGGCCCUCAACCGCGAGCGCAUGAUGCAGGAUCUCGACAUCCUCGACCCUAUCGAUCGAGACCAACUACGCCGAUCAUCCUCCCGUGCCAGCGACACUCGCAAAGCCGACUGA